UGGAAGAGCAUGGAGGCCCUUACCGACAAUGAGAAAUGCCGGUUGUUGAAGAAGGUUCUCAACUGCGAGGUGGUCUGGGUGCAGACAGGGUCCUCCGCGUUGGCGAAGCAAGGGUAGUUGGGGAUGCACGAGGCAGUGCAACUGAUGAAGUGCGAUCGCAUAUUGGUGCGGUUGUGGAACUACUACCUGUUCAAGCAUGAGAACCGGCCAGACAGUGACAGGACCACUAAGUACCCCUUCCUGAAAAAACGAGAGGCGAUUUUGGCAAAGUUUGAAGGGCAGGGGCUGGAUGCAGCGUUGUGGGACGGGAGCAGGAAACUUGUCAGCGACUCCUCCUUGUUCAAGGACUGUCCGCCCUACAUGGGCUGCGAGGACGAUAAGUCGAUCAAGGCGACAGAAAAGCUAGUCCAAAACAAGAAGUUGCCCAUCGAUUGGAAGAACAAGGUCCUCUCCGUGUUGACCGGCAGCAGGUCGAAAAGCAUGGAAGUCGCGCUGGCCGAAGGGAUGGUGCACAUUCUGUGGAACGACUCAAAGGACGUCACAUCUAUUGGCCCGUUCGGCGUCGACCCUCUGGAUGUGCAGAUGAAGGUCGUGGAGUUGGAGAGGGCGGUCGGAAUCACGAAAUGCCACACGUGCGUUCUCGACUUGUGCGAACCGGUGGACAUCAAACAGUGGACAGCUAAAGUCUUCGAGAGUUUGAAUGCCCUCCUGGAGCACUUGUUUCCCUCGCACUGGACAGUGGUCGCGUUCGUCCCCCGUGAGCACGACUACUACUUCAUGACCAGCCUGCACCGAUUGUCCGUCGUGAAGGCAAUGGCCAGGAAGUGGGUGAGGAGGACGCAGCAGAAGAAAAGUUUCGGUGUCGGCCACAACUUGUACUCCUUGGACGACCGCAUGUACAUCCUUUUCAAAGGCGACGACUUGCGGGAGAACACAUCUGUUGUCUACAACGCGAGGUUGGCGGCGGGUGAUGCUGCCUCGGUGGGGGCACUUCAGAAAGUGACUCCCACUGAGAUAUCCGACAUGUCGUUCGACGCUUGUGAAUGGCCCGUCGUGAUACAUGGGCGUGAUCCCGUGGUGUACAAGGGCCAUGAGCGGAACCCCACACAAUUCGCCCAUCUGCUGGAAUUCCUUUGCAAAAAGGGGGACAGCAUCAUGUUCCUCGGGAAAGCGCACACACAAGUUGUGUGGGAGGUUUUGAAGGGUGGUCGCAACGUCAUCGCGUUGGAGGGGAAUUCGGAGUGGUUGCAAUUCAUGUUGGAUUUCCUGAAAACCGCGGUCAACUCAGGAGCAUACCGCUGCGAGUUCAUUACGAAGAGUGAGAAGUCGAGACGCGUUUGGGAUCCUUCGACGGACAUGUGGUUCAAGCUAAGCGCUCGGAAAAGGAGCAGGAUCUACGAGUUCCUCUUCUUGGAGAAGCGGCCUGCGAGGGGCACCGACAUCGAGUACAUGCGCCGCAAGGAACACAUGUUGGCACUGCUAGACAACUAUCACGGCGCCACAUGCCUGAACGCGAAGAACUUCCUGGACCGAAUGGAGUUAUUGUACUUUGUCGAAUCCGAGCCGGUCCUGAGGCUCGAGAGUUACGGUGCCUUGAUCGACGCCGACGAAAAGUCCCUCACCGGUGUUGUCUUCGACACCGGUGCACCUGAGGAGGAUAGCAACACCAAGGAAAUUGACAUCGGCUACCGCCUUGCUCCGGUGCUCCCAUCCCCGGCCUCCUUGUCGGCGAGUCCCUCAACAAACCGGCCUGCACAAGCGACGCCCGUGCGGAGGACCCCUAUGGGGCGGGGCUCAUGUGCAGGGGAUCCUGUCUCCGCCGUGAAGGGCAAGUUCGCGGGCAUCCCUACCAGGGCAGACGACGUUCAGGCGAGUGUACCGGUCCAGUGGAGCUCUACAGGAGCACAGGCGUUGGAGAUUAACGCCGCCCUGGCUGUGCGGGAGGCGACGCCGCUGGCCCUUGGACAAGGCCGAUCUGCGGAGUCACAGAGAGAGAUUGCUGGUGCAGCGCCAUCCGCCUUCCUUGCGACGAAGUCCGCCGGUAUCCGUACUUCGUCCGUGACGUGCCUGCAGUCGAAGGAGGCAGGGACGGAGGAAGGUGCUAUGUCUGUUUAUACAGACAACCACUCCUUGGGAUCCGCCUUGAUGCAGCUGCAAGGAGCCGAGUCGCGUGAGACUGACGGGGGGGAAGAAUGGGUGGAAGUCGAGGGCGGGGAAGAAGGGGGAGAAUGGGAGGAGGGGGGAGAAGGAGACGAAGGGCGAGAGAAGGAAUUGAUUACAUUGCGUGACGGGGAAGACGGUGAAGAAGGAGGACUCAGUAUUAUAGACGAGGAAAGGGUGGAUGCCGGAGACGAGGAUGUCUGUGGGGAGACAUCUGAUUCGUUCGGUCUGGUGUACGCCAGACCAGGUGAAGGUGAUAUCGACGACGACAAGACGACGAUGGAGAUGGAGACGCAGGUGGUUAGUGGCCUUUCCGUGGACCACGAAGAAUAUGACGCCCACCACCUAGCCACGGCGGUGCAUCAACCCGACGGGUGCAACGAGGCUAUCAUGACAGUGAGCCCGGCGAAAAUGACUCGCCGUCUUAGCGCCAAUGAGGUCAUCGAUAGUAUACUGGGCGACGUGCAAGCUAAAACACUUUCGUCCACCCCGUCAAAAGACGAUGCCCUUCUCAGCAACGAAACUUUCGCGGUCUGGGGCUUGGCGCUCAUCCAGCCGUGCUUUCUUGUGCCCUGGUCACCGCUCACAGGAGGAAGGGGGGGGGUUGUUGGGGGUCGCCAGCGCGUCACGUCCCUGAAAAAGUGCAGGGUAGGCACUCCGGCCCUGGCUGUCCUCGCCUUACCAGCGCCCACGUCGCCGACGAAGGAGCGGGAAGAAAAACAAGCAAGUAAGCAUUGACGAUCGUCGUGAUGUCAGCACUCCCGCGUUUCGGGAUUGUCGACGCUGUCUGUGAACCCCCUUGUCGAUUUAUGCCCCACGUUAGAUGGACAAAAUUCCGCUUCACUUGUCAGUGAGGACAAAUUGGCCUCUUGUUCUUUAACACAUCCUCACGCUUUAUUCUAUGACUGCUCAUCCGCUCCUCCCUCUACAAGUCCUCUGUCGUCGUCUCGACUUUCUAUCUUUGGCCGACAGUUGUAGUGCAGAUACCGGCGGACAACAAGACAGACCGUCCGAUAAACGAUUUUCGCAGCG
Chara braunii is the source of this 3192-nucleotide messenger RNA. NCBI's taxonomy places the organism in Eukaryota, Viridiplantae, Streptophyta, Charophyceae, Charales, Characeae. The record is from the annotation of a GenBank genome assembly.